Molecule: messenger RNA, 1072 nt
Organism: Larimichthys crocea (large yellow croaker)
Lineage: Eukaryota; Metazoa; Chordata; Actinopteri; Sciaenidae
Gene: pih1d1
Product: PIH1 domain containing 1
Exons: 11
Coding region: 1-993 (330 amino acids)
Biological process (GO): box C/D snoRNP assembly; rRNA processing
Cellular component (GO): R2TP complex; cytoplasm; ribonucleoprotein complex
Source: RefSeq, a predicted model, not a curated record
AUGUCGGUGCGUUUGAUCGAAGGGGCACAGCGAACACCGCAGAGAGAAGCAGUGACAGUGUUUCAUAUAGAAAGCAAAGAGCGGAGCCUGCCGGCUAGCACGCACUGCUGGGAAGCUAAAGUUAUGCUAACAACCAUGACGACCGACUCCUCACUUCUCAACUCCGAGCUGGAGUUACAGCAGCAAGAGGAGCUCUAUCAACAGCUGCUCUUACAGACAAUGGGAAAGAUGCAGUCUCAAAAUCCAGACUCCAAACUAAUCCGACCACAGCCUGGUACGCAUCUGGUGAAGACUCUCUCAGAACCAAGCAAGCAAAAGAUCUUUAUCAACAUCUGUCAGUCCAACUUAGUCCCACCUCCACCAGAGCUUUCCAGAGAGGAGCUCGUGGAGCUCCUCCAAUCAGAAGAUCCCAGCGGCUACAGGGUUCCCAUGAGCCUCGGCGAGCCACACAUAGAAAUCGACAACAGCUCUCAGGGUUGCACAGCGUAUGAUGUGGUCAUCAACCAAGAGUUCUUCCAAAUGUGCCAGAAGGAUCCCUUGUUCCAGCAAUUUGUUAUUCUGGUGUCUUUAGAGGGUUUAGAGAACAAAUACAGUCUGGAGCUAAGCAGAGACUGGAAGGUGCUGAAGAACCGGAAGUUUUUGGGUUCUGUUAGCGAGCAGAACAUCCGGACAAAGAGCAGACCGGUGAUUCAAGAGCUGAAGCCUCAGGAGAGCUCCACUGCUCCAGCUAAGAGACCAGAGUUCACUUUCGUCGUGGAGCCCCCAGCUGGUGACCCCGAGUACCUGAUUGCAGAAAUAAAGCUACCAGGAGUGACGUCGUCUCGCUCUCUGAUACUGGACGUCGGAGAGGACCGGCUGGUGUUAACGGCUCGGCCCUCACUCUUCCAUCUCGACGUCUUCCAUCCCUUCCUCAUUGACCAGGAGAGCAGUGUGGCGCAGUACAACAACAGCACUCAGAUCCUUACAGUCACCAUGCCUGUUGUGUCUUCAUGAAACUUCAGGGUCUUUUUUUUUUUUUUUGUCCAAAAAUGCUGUGAUAAUAAAAGUUUUUCUGAAUGCUGCUGCUAAUCCA